Molecule: messenger RNA, 2573 nt
Organism: Anarrhichthys ocellatus (wolf-eel)
Lineage: Eukaryota; Metazoa; Chordata; Actinopteri; Perciformes; Anarhichadidae
Gene: sar1b
Product: secretion associated, Ras related GTPase 1B
Exons: 7
Coding region: 185-781 (198 amino acids)
Biological process (GO): intracellular protein transport
Molecular function (GO): GTP binding; GTPase activity
Source: RefSeq, a predicted model, not a curated record
UUGGGGAGUUGCUGGACAGCCAUUGCAGUGUCGUGGCUCAGUAACAAAACACGAAAAAAGGAGAGGAAGACCUGGCAUUUCUCUUUUUUUUUGGACCGGGAGACCAAAUUUACAUGAUUAUAAAAGACUGAACGCUCUCAGUAAAUUAUUCUACACCUAGAAACGGGAUUUAAGAGCUCCGGAUAUGGCAUUCAUAUUAGAUUGGAUUUAUAGCGGGGUCAAUAGCGUACUACAGAUGUUAGGACUGUACAAGAAAUCUGGCAAGUUAGUAUUUCUUGGCCUGGACAAUGCUGGCAAAACAACGCUACUGCACAUGCUCAAAGAUGACAGAUUGGGACAGCAUGUGCCAACUUUACAUCCAACCUCGGAGGAGCUGACGAUUGCUGGCAUGACUUUCACCACCUUCGACCUGGGAGGCCACGCACAAGCCCGCAGAGUGUGGAAAAACUACCUCCCGGCCAUCAACGGUAUUGUCUUCCUUGUGGAUUGUGCAGACCUCGUCAGAUUGGCCGAAUCAAAAACAGAACUUGAUGCAUUAAUGACAGAUGAGACUAUCGGAAACGUGCCUAUCCUGAUCCUGGGCAACAAGAUCGACAGACCAGAGGCCAUCAGCGAGGAGAAGCUGAGAGAACUCUUUGGAUUGUACGGACAGACGACAGGAAAGGGCACCAUUGCCAUGAAGGAGCUGAACACAAGACCACUGGAAGUGUUCAUGUGCAGUGUGUUGAAGAGGCAGGGCUACGGCGAGGGCUUCCGCUGGCUCUCCCAGUACAUCGACUAAAGCAGCCACGCCCCCAUAGCACACCGAUGCCGCCACCACCACCACCAUCGAUCGGGAGGGGUGCUAAACCCGGCCACUCAAGACACCCACCAGUACCAUCAUACUCAGCCCCAUGUUUGGUUAGACACAAGUCUGCCUCCACCGUCAGAGAAACCAGUACAACUUGAUCCCAAUAGACUUUUAUUGGUCGAACAUUUGGUUCCGCACUUACAGAAUUCAUACCUGUACGCGCGCACGCACACACUCUCUCUCGUUUCCAUCUCUCUGUCUUUUUCUAAGAGAGUAACAUAGCAUUGGUUCCACAGCAAAAGGUGUUCAAAUUCAAACGGAUGAAUCUUUUCUAUAUCGUGUCUGUCGUUUGCUGCCCUCUCUCGCUCCCUCCCUCCCUCCCUUUCUGCCAUCUGUUGAGUGUGAUGAUAGAUGCAUUAUAUCUGUAAAUCUGUACAUGAAUCCAUUGGUUUAUGCCCCCCCCCUCCCUCCCUUCGUCAACUAAUUUUGAGCAAUGAGAGAGAGCAACAUAGUUGUAUACAUUGCAGUACCGUUUUUUUAACAGUAAAGACAUUCAUUCAACGUAGUAUUUAAUCAACACGUUUUGGUUUGUUCUCUUUUCUUUUUUCUUACAUAAUUUCGUUAAGUUAACUGUGUGGCCGCGUAUACAGCCCUCACUAUAGUCGUGUGGCUGUUUCACCCAUUUAUUAAAAUGGACCAGUGCAUUCAUCUUAGCGUAUCAGAAAUUAGAUUAAUUUCUUUAGGUUACUUAAAAAGUUCAAAUACUUUAGUUCCAGACUUCUAUCUUGUGGGCACAGUAGCAUUGAGUGGAUCCAAGCAGGCUGUGUGCUCCCCUUUUUAAAAGAGAAGCAUGGGGUGGUAGUAAAGCAGGUGGGAGAAUCAUUUUAAUUCAAGAUAAUACGUGCUAUAACCCGGGCGAAGUUUGAAGAAAUCGUGUAGAUAGCACAUUGGUCAGUUGAUGCAAAGAAAACUAUUUAAGUAAAAGGAACUUGGGGGUAAAUAUCGUGAUAAUAACAUGCAGUAAGAGAUGACGGGAGGAGGUAACACAUGGUCGUAACAGCUAGUAAUCGUCGAUGUUAGAAGUCCACUGACAGAUAUAUUUUCCGGCACAGACCUUUGUACAGGUUGAACCUAGUGACCAAGUGUAGAUAACGGAGGGCACAGUCCCACAGUGGGAACAGAUAGGCCUGAAACACCUCUAAGAAAGGGACCAUAUAUAAUAUAUAUGAAAUGUACAUCAACACCGUACAUGGAUUUUGUAUUUGUAGCUGGUAUCCUUUGCAUUACCAGAAACUAUUAUGCAUGCCUUGUUCUUUUGAUUUUUAAUUAUCAUUAUUCCAGAGAGUACAACAGGAGGGGAAAAAAGAUGCCAAAAUUUUGGAGGAGAGCUGAUUGUCAUGUUUUUUUUUGUUUUGUUUUUUUUAACAGAAAUGAUGAAAUUGCGCAUAAUACUCACUUUUUCUGUCCCUGUCCCCUUUGUGUCUCUUUCAUUCCCUCAUGACGAGCUGUCCCAACAAGGGUGGGACUUGCUGUUGUUUGCAUCAUAAAAAUGUAAUAAAUGUUUUCAAUGAAUAACAGGCUUUAACAUCGAUCCACAAUGCUUUUUUUUUUUUUGUCACUUUUCUUUUGUUAGAUUAGCCGUGGAAGAAAUAUUCGGUUCCUUUUUGCGUAUUUAAAGUUACCAAUACACCUGUAUAAAAGAAGUCCGCAUUCAAGAAGUAGAAGUACAGAAUUAUCAGCAAAAUGUUCUUGAACCAUUAAAAGUAAAACUCCUGCAGAAAAA